Molecule: messenger RNA, 1416 nt
Organism: Hibiscus syriacus
Lineage: Eukaryota; Viridiplantae; Streptophyta; Magnoliopsida; Malvales; Malvaceae
Exons: 4
Coding region: 1-1416 (471 amino acids)
Source: RefSeq, a predicted model, not a curated record
AUGGAAAAGAAAUCCAAUGAGAACUUCAGACAGUAUGCCCAGAGAUGGAGGGACAUAGUUGUACAAGUGCAUCCACCCAUUGAAGAAGAUGAGACAAUUGUGCUCUUUGUGAAUACUUUAAGGGCUCCUUUCUUUACUCACCUCAUAGAGAAUUCCUUCAAGAGCUUUGCUGACAUUGUCACAGCUGAUACAAGAUCAUCUAUACAAAACCAUGUCAGGCAAGGGAUAAGAGAGCCACAGUUUGAUCUAAUUCCUAUGACCUACAAGGAAUUAUUUCAUAUCUUGUAUGAUAAACAUGUAGUGUCACCUUAUCAUAUAUCACCUGUGCAACCUCCAUACCCUAAAUGGUACGAUACUAGCUUGCAAUGUGAAUAUCAUGCAGGAGCUCAUGGACACUCUAUUAAAAACUGUACGUCAUUUAAGAAACUUGUUCAAAGUCUUAGAAAUAGGAAUGUCAUCAAUUUUGGUGACAAUGAGAAACCUAAUGUGGCCCAAAAUCCAUUGCCAAACCACACAGAUUUCCGAGAUUUGGUACAAAAGGUGAUGGAUGAAAAAGAAAUGGAGUUCUUCAAGGAAGUAUCAGAAGAAGAGGAAAUGGAUAUUUGCACCUCUGAGAGAUCACCUAGAGGGAUCUACAAUUUUGAUUAUCUUCUAAUUGUUACACUAAUGAUUCACGUAUCAGAGAAAAUAACUCCAAAAGUGGUUAUAAUACCUCCAUCUCCAUUCCUGUAUAAAGAUGACAAACAAGUGCCAUGGAAAUAUGGUUGUAAGAUGGAUGAUAUAGUAGAAAAGGAUAAAGUAGACGAGUCGAGAGAAGAUGAACAUGUCAUCAAUGAGCCAGUAACUGAGAAUGAAGCUGUAGAAUUUCUGAAAUUUCUCAAACAUAGUGAAUACAAUAUUGUUGAACAAUUGCAUAAGUUGUCUGCUCGUAUAUCAGUCUUGGCACUUUUAUUAAGCUCUAAGGCACAUCAGAAUGCCUUACUGAAAGUGUUAAAUCAGACUUUUGUACCAAAAGAAUUGUCAGUAAAUAAGCUGGAUAGGUUGGUCGCAAACAUACAGGCUAUCAAUUUCAUUUUUUUUUCUGAAGAUGAAAUCCCCUCUGGGAUGAAUUGUAUUCCUAAAGCCCUGCAUAUCACGAUUAAGUGCAAAGGACAUAUUCUAUCUCGAGUGUUAGUUGAUAAUGGCUCCGCUUUAAAUGUAAUGCCAUUAGUGACUUUGAAGAAACUACCAGUUGAUAGCACACUCAUGAGAAAUAGUCAGAGCAUUGUUCGAGCUUUUGAUGGAACCAAAAGGGAAGUAUUAGGAAAGAUUGACAUUCCUUUAACUAUUGGCCCAACUACAUAUGAAGUGGAAUUCCUUGUGAUGGAUAUUAUACCCACUUACAAUUGCUUAUUGGGGAGGCCUUGGAUUCACUAG